AUGUCGGAAGCCACCACUAAAGAUAAGCCAACUAACUUUUCGAUAGAUUCUGAAAUCGUAAAAUCAGAAUCACAAUUGCAUCAGAGUCGUUCCAUCAUUCGAGAAUUUAGUUUGAAUACAUCAAUGCAUGGUAUUUCUGGUAUUUCACGUAGUCAAAGUAUACAUAAUCGUACUUUCUGGUCAAUUGCGAUACUUAUCUUUACUGGUAUGAUGUUUUACUUUAGUAUUCAAGCAAUUCGUGCUUAUUUUAAAUAUCCUACAGAAAUAUCAGUAGAAUUUAUUGAAGAAUGGCCACAAGCUUUUCCAGCAGUUACCAUUUGUAACUAUUCACCACUCCGCUAUGAUCAAUUUAUUAUGCCUUACUUAAACUAUACAAAUACAUUUAAUUUAACAAAUACAAACGAUACAAGUACAUUUUCUGCAUUACAAGCAGAAUAUAUAUCUAAUUUUCUAAAUCAUGAACUCAAUCGAAAUCAAUCUUUACAUCAUCUAUACUAUCCACUCGAGACCAUGUUAAUAAAAUGUGUCUAUAAUGGUGUUAACUGUUCAGUUCAUGAUUUUAUUCGAUUUAUAUCGCCUCGAUAUGGUUUCUGUUACACGUUCAAUGCUCAAACAAAACAUAUUAACAAUGGAAAACUACAUUAUAACAAUGAAAAUGGAAAAAGUGGUCAACUUGAACUGGAUUUAUAUACACAUAGUCAUCAAUAUGUUCCAUAUCUUUCUAAUGGUGUGGGCAUCGUAGCAAUGGUACAUGAAAAUACACAAUUGCCUCUUAUAGAUAGGGCUAGUGCUCAGUUGAGGCCAGGACAAAGACAUAAACUAGGGUAUAUUAAGAUGACGAAUGUUCUCUUACCAGCACCUUAUACAAGUUGUAACAAUAAAGUUUCUCUUGGACUACAAGCAAUGUUCAAUCAAUUUCCACAGGCUCACUAUACCUAUGCACAAGAAUUAUGUUUUAUAGUUGCAAUACAAACCUACACAUAUCAAGAAUGUGGUUGUGUUAGUCCUUUUGAAUGGUCUACUCGUUAUAUUGUUCUUCCAGGUACAACUACAGUUAUUCAUGCAAGUUUGUGUAAUACAUCUGAUACCUGUUAUGCAAAUGCAGCUGAUAGAUUUAGAAGUUUAAGUUCUAUUGCACGAAUCUUUGCUUCAGACUGCAAUCAAGAAUGUUCUAUCAAUAAAUUCCUAAUUAAGUUAUCUUCUAUCGCAGCACCAACUUCGUGGUAUAUAAAUGAUAUUAAAAGUUUUGUUGAAUCAGUAUCGACAAUUUCAUUAUCUUCCAAUUGGUCUACAGUAUGGUCUUCUGAUAUACAAGCCAAUUAUGUUGGUAUUGAUGUUGUAUGUGAAUCAACUCGAGUAGAGACUUAUACACAACAAGCAUCAAUCAGUAUUGUUGAUGUAAUUUCCAAUGUUGGUGGUCAAACAGGUCUUUGGAUGGGUAUCAGUUUUCUUUCAUUGAUGGAAAUUGUUGAAAUGCUUUAUCGACUUCUUCGAUAUCAAUAUCAUCGUAUACGAAGAAGACUACAACAAUGA
This is a messenger RNA of Adineta steineri, 1533 nucleotides long. NCBI's taxonomy places the organism in Eukaryota, Metazoa, Rotifera, Eurotatoria, Adinetida, Adinetidae. The record is from the annotation of a GenBank genome assembly.